This is a messenger RNA of Lolium rigidum, 260 nucleotides long. RefSeq names its product ubiquitin. Gene Ontology annotation, molecular function: ubiquitin protein ligase binding; protein tag activity. Gene Ontology annotation, cellular component: nucleus; cytoplasm. The coding region runs from base 1 to 234 and encodes 77 amino acids. Gene Ontology annotation, biological process: protein ubiquitination; modification-dependent protein catabolic process. The transcript has a single exon. NCBI's taxonomy places the organism in Eukaryota, Viridiplantae, Streptophyta, Magnoliopsida, Poales, Poaceae. The record is from RefSeq and is a predicted model, not a curated record.
AUGCAGAUCUUUGUGAAGACCCUCACCGGCAAGACCAUCACUCUUGAGGUUGAGUCCUCCGACACCAUCGACAAUGUCAAGGCAAAGAUCCAGGAUAAAGAGGGCAUCCCGCCGGACCAGCAGCGACUGAUCUUCGCCGGCAAGCAGCUCGAGGACGGCCGCACCCUUGCAGAUUACAACAUUCAGAAGGAGUCCACCCUCCACCUGGUGCUCCGCCUCCGUGGUGGCCAGUGAUCUUCCUGGUAGAGCUGUCCGUUGAA